CAAGGAAACAUCUCCGUUUAGUGGGGAGCUGGAAAUGCACAAAUCUCAUCACCUCUCACUGCCAAAAGGCAAAGGUCAGCUCGGCUUCAUAGGGCCAUAAAAAGAAAGGGGAGCAUAAACACGCUGGUCAGGUUGUGUUUGUUUCAGCUGUUAGUAAGGAGGCUUUAAAAAAACCCCAAAGUCUGCACUGAAGUCACGAAUCAACCUUGGAGUGCUCCUCACUCAUUAUCAGACACAAUCAUCCAAACCCCUCAGAAAUUACCGAGUUUAUCUUGAUGCAUGACUCAGUGGGAAUUACUGCAAACUACCACCAAACAACACCACCUUCAGUAAAGACAAAACCAAAAUCCAACCCCAACUGGUCAGAUAUCCCAUUAAAGCAAAACCCAACAGGCCCAGAAACCUCUCAGCGUUCAAACGGUCAGGAUGAGACUUGUGUUGGUUGAGCAUCUCAGUAUAAAGGAUCUUCUCUGAAGAAGUAUCACUGUUCCCUGAAGGUAAAGGUGAACAUGAUGCUCUGUUUUUUGUGCAGCAUUUGGUUGGGUCUUCAUCCUCCUCUUCACUGUCCCCAGCUGUGAAGCAGCACCCCAGAACAAGUGCAAAUCAACCAGACAAGCUGUACUCUACAGGCACAGAUGAACACAGCCCACUCCUGGUUUUGCUCCCACACUCACUCAGCCCAAUCCUGCUCCCAGGUCCUGUUUGCUUUCUUGUGAGCCCCAAGCUGGGGUUUGUGACAACCAAUAUUGUGCAGACUGGAAGGAUGGCACAACUCCAGUGGAACAAACACGCUCACAGGUGUACAGCCUGCACACCAGCAAAGCAGGUGUCACUCACUGCCACUGCUGUCACCAGCAGCUGACACAGAGCUGCCCAGGGCUGGUUAGACGGUUUCACACGGACUGCUCGGCCAGCUUUCUUCAGAUCACAUUAAAAGUACUCUGUUAUCUGCAAAAGAAGGCUGGGAUUUGAAAAAUCAUUGAAGAUCUGUUCAGCCUUUCCUCCCCACCUACUCCCAGGGUGCUGUGCACACUCAUCAGUUCGUGCUCCAAGGUGGGCAGGGCUGGGAUCAGGACAGCAGCUCCUUCCCAUCCAGGCUCUUUGCUCCAGCUCCAAAGCCCUUUUCCAGCAGCAGCAAAAAGCCACUUUGCAGUAGUUUUGCUAUUACUGAUCCCAAAAGAGAUCUGAACUAAGGCAUUCAAGGCACUGUGAUCUAGAAUUUCUCUAAUACUCAUCAGCAAUCAAACACAAAUAGAAUUUGCUUCUAAAACCUAUGAAACACUUCAAAACUAAAAGAAACCUUCCACAGGGAAAGCAAUAGUGCCCUGCAGUGCCAUUCCCAGUGGGAAAGGCAAGCGUCGAUUACAGCUAAAAAAAAAAUAAAUCCAAACAUCACAGAGUUACAUGUACCAUAUGCUACUUCUUCCAACAGAAACUUGACAAACACAGGGUGUGAAAACUGUGCACGUUCUCUUCACGGGAAGCCCACACAGCCGUCAUGAACAGCACACACCAGGGCUCCAAGCACUACAGGGAAUAUUACACACAAACCUCUCAGGCUGUUUUCUCCUAUCAGCAGAUCCCAAGAACACACUGAAGAAAUCAACAGGAGCUUUUAGGCUUGUGUAAAGGUAUUCAGACAUAUUUAAAAGUGAAUUAUUGUAGUUUGAUCAUUACAAUACAAGCACACUAUUGUUUCUCUCUGUAUUUAUUGUAUUUCAUAUUUCAGAUAUCUGAGCCUCAGAGCCUCCUGAAGUGAUUCCUCCCUGCUGCCUUGAGAGGCUCCCAGCUGAAGGUGGUUCCACAGCCUGCAGACAGAGCAGGACAGGGCUGUAAUCCUUUAAGCCCUCCUGAAGCCACAGCACCCAAGGUCUCCCAUUUCUCUUGCUCCCAAAAGCAGCUCUUCCUUCAGCAAGGCACAAGUGACGUUUAGAUGAAUCCAGCCAAGCUGUGGCAGGUUAAAAAUCCUGUCUUUGCAGGGCUGCAACUCAGCCAGCUUACAAAACAAAGGUGUGGGGGUGUGAGUGGGAAAAUCAGGGUAAUCUGAUUGCUCAAACAAGAGCAAGUUGCCAGGAACAAUCCUGCCAGAGGCUAAGAGGGGACACAAGGGAUUUGGGGCUGUGUCACAGCCACUUUGUAAGAAGUUACACUACACACUGGCUCAAAUAUCAAUCGUUGUGGAGCAGAAUCCCAGGGAAAGCAAGAAACGGGCUGGUAGAGUCCCUAUUCUGAAGCAAUUAUCAUUUGCAGCCAAAAUGUGUCUCCUGCCCUGAACUGACCCAUGCUGGAGUCUGGAUCCUCACACACACUCUCCUAAAAGAGCAGGAAGAAGAAAGGAAGGCAGAAGGGAAUCAGCCAUACCUCUGCAGCAACAAUUUUCCACGAGAAGAGAUGUCUAAACCAUGACUGUGCCUCAAAAAAGUGGAUUUCUUGCUCUCCAUUCAGGACAGGAACAUUAAUCUCAAUGCAGCACAGUAAUUUAGUUUGUUCUGGAAGAAGCACAAUGCACGCACACAGCACUAGUGGUACAACUGCUAAACCACACCAGGAGAGUGGUCUCAGCCCUGCUCUCAGGGUUGUGCCACAGGAAGGAGAAAAGUUGGAAGUGUUUCCACAUUUUAUUCAAGUGUGCUUGCCGAGAGGAUGAACCUCCAGGUCCUAAUCACUCUUUUAAAAAAAAAUUAAUUUGAAAUGCAAAAUGAACAAGGAAUUCCAAAACUACCAUACACAGCCCUGCAGUGAGGCAUCUUCAGAAAGGAGAGCAGGAAAAUAAAACCCGACUCAGACAGGUUCAUCUUCUACCCAGAAAAUCCUGUGAAUUGUCCAAGUGUCACUUCAGAUCUAAGCCAAAGAGCUCUUGAGAGAGAUUCUCUCCUGACACUUAUACUGCCUUGGAAAUUAUUUCCCAAGCUGUUUAGCCUAUAUUGCCAGGCUAAGCAGAUUCUGCCAUGAUUUUACUCUUCAGGGUGGGUGGGGAGGAGAGCUCUGGGAUGGGCUGUGCUGCAUUCCCAGCCACACAAACUCUGCCCACUGAACGAGCACACGUUGGUCCUGCAGCCAAGCUCCAGCACCAUUCCAGUGAGUCACUGCAGAUGAUCACCUUGAACAGCUAAAUUCCAAGCAAAGUGCUCAUUUUCUUUCCAAGAUGUUUUUCAGAAGUAUUUGGAAGGUGUCCAGCCUGUUUCUCAGCACAUGGGACACAGUUUUAUGUUGGAGCUGAAGGGUUUUAAAUCAGCUGUAUCAGGAAGUACAGCACAGGGCUGUAAACUGUGGCACUUUGGUCAACUUUAAAGAACUUUAAGAGUUAGCAAAAGCCUAAUGAGUGACCAGGAUGCCUUCUGGGACACGAAAUUAAAGCACAACACUCAUAAGGCUAUGUACAAACACCAAUUCUGUUAUUUAUCUGUCACGCUGUGAGGAUCUAAGGACAAUAGUUCCUCCCUGGAAUGCUGAGCCCUGUAGACAUCUGAAAGGCUGGGAGAAAACAGACAAACAGACAGGAAAAAUCUCUGCAAUGACAAAAAUGAGAACUAGCGUCAACUUUCCCAACAGUUUCAUUUAAGAAAAUGAUAAAAACAGAGCUAAGUACGUGGACUUCGGCUAAACUGGGAAUUCAGAGACACAAUGGACUUUACCCAGUCACAAAUAAUUCCUAAACUUACCAGCACUCCUGUAAGCAAGGAACAGCAGCAAAACUGACAGCAGCACAACUACUGCUAAAGGAAUGAUCUGUCAUUUAAAAGCAGAAUCUAAAUAGAGAAAGUCAAUCUCAACAGAUACAUUUAACAUAGCAGAGCCUCAUCAAAACAUCCAGGCUGGGAAGAGGUUAAGAAUGGAGAACAGCAUUGGAGAGGUCUUUACCUUGCUGAAACACCACCACAAGACCCCACAGCUCUGUCGGGGAGCUCUCAGAAGAGCAGAUAUUUCCACUUGGUCAGCCUAGCUCGCACAGCACCGGAAACAUUUGGUAUUAUUUCCUGUCAGCUACACUCAUUCACACUGCAGUGCAUUCCUGCUUCCUUUUCUAUUGUAAUGCCGUGUUUCCCUAGAAUACCAGCUGUGCAAAACAGCCAGCCCAGCUCCAGAGCCAGCACCAGCGGUGCUGGAUGGGCUCUGAAGGAGAGGAACCGGGUGGCCAAAAGCAUUUCCAGCACUGCACCGAGCCUUGCUCCCAGAGGGGAGGAGGAGAGUGGUGGCAUCAAGGACACAACCCCUCAUCUACAGGAAUCACCAUCUUCCACACACAGGGUCAAGUCAGCAGGAUGGUUUUCCACAGGAGCCUUUCUUCCUCUUCCCCUUCCACAUUUUCAUUAGAAAGAGCCAAAAGCAAGAAUUCUCACUAUGCUCAUUACAAAACACAAUCGUGUUCUGACAAGACACUGCUGCCACGAACCUCUUGCUGUAACUAGAAAAAAAGCCCAAAACAUCUUGUUAAAACGCUAAAAAUAUACUUUAAAAAAGAAUGGGAACAUGAAUAAAACGACUGAUUAAUGAAGAUUAUGAAUAGUUAGAGAAUGGGCAUACAGGAACUGCAGAGAGAACAAGCAGCUCAAUUCUGUGAAUCACGACUUUUGGAUGGGAAGGCUGAGCGCAAGAACAGGAAACCGAUCAGAGUAACUGCAGUGAGACUGAAACACGGCAGAAAACCCAAAUGUACAUUAUUUCCUCUGCUAGGUCUCCCAGCAAUCCGAAGGAACCAACUCCUCGGGAAGAAGGAACGUCCUUCACCCGCACGGCACGGAGCGGCCCGAGCACGCUGCGAGCAUUUAAACACGGCACGGCAAACGCAGAAAGGUUCAGCCGCGAUAUCACAAAAUUGCAGGAUCAUAUGGCUUGAAAAAAACCUCCCAGAUCGUCGAGCCCAACAUGUGAACUGAUCUCCACCUUGUCCAUACACCAGAACUGAGCGCCGUGUCCAGUCCUUCCUUGGACAUCUCCAGGGACGGGGACUCCUCCAGCUCCCUGGGCAGCCCCUUCCAGUGUUUAACAACCCAUCCUGUGAAGAAAUUCCUCAUGAUGCCCUCAUAUCCAGGAGUAAAACUGGGCUCCACCUCGCCGGGUUUUCCACACCUUCCUCUGGCUCCUUGGCACCAGUGUGGGGCUAGAAGGGACUUAGGAGCAUGGGAGCAGUGGGGGAAUGCUGUGACAGCUGAAAAAUGAGCCACCAGGCAGUAAGAGAAGUUUCUGAAAGGAGAAGAGGAAUCUGCCUUGAAUGAAGAGGAUUUUAGCACCUUGGGCUAAGCCAAUAAACCUCUGCCAUCCCCAUCCGAACUGGAAUUGUUUGCACACGCUCCCGGAGCUGCUUAAAGCAGGCGAGACGCAAAGAGAGAAUAGGAUCAAGCAUGGUGGGGGAGAAACCCCCCUGCCUGGCCAGCCUGUGAGCAGAUCCUCAUCGGGAUCCCACAGGGACCGGGGGCUCAGCCAGCCCUGCUCUCCCAGGGCCGGGCUGUGCCCCCACUGCCAGCUCACCUCAGCGGGGCUGGCAGCCAGCAAGGUGCUCCCAGAAGAUGCUCUGUCCUGCUGAACACACCAGCCCUCUCCACCCCCGGCAGCGAUUCUGGUCCCUGAGGUCCCCGUCCGAGUGACACGGUGGCACCAUGGAGGCAUCUGGCCCUGUGGGAGGUAUCACGGUGACUCUCCUCUGCUGCUGCCUCCUGGGCUCGGCGUGGGCUCUGGUCGAUCCCGAUGACGUGCUCACAAAAGAAGAGCAGAUCUAUCUGCUGGUAGAGGCCAAGGAAAAGUGUCAGAGGGACAUAAAGGCCCAGCUGGAGAAGAUCAAAGACCCCAGCUGCCCUCCAGAGUGGGACGGGAUCAUCUGCUGGCCAAGGGGCUCCCCCAGCCAGGAGGUGUCAGUGCCUUGCCCCGACUACAUCUACGACUUCAACCACAAAGGUCACGCCUACAGGUACUGCAGUGCCUAUGGCACCUGGGCCAUGGCUCUCAGCAUCAACAAGACCUGGGCCAACUACACAGAGUGUGCCCUGCUCUUCUCCUCCGAGAGCCGGAGCCGCCAGAAGGAGGUGUUUGACCGCCUGCACCUCAUGUACACCGUGGGCUACUCCAUCUCCCUGGCCUCCCUCAUCGUCGCCAUCUGCAUCCUCUCCUACUUCAAGCGCCUGCACUGCACACGGAACUACAUCCACGUGCACCUCUUCACCUCCUUCAUCUGCCGGGCCCUCAGCAUCUUCCUCAAGGACAUGGUGCUCUACUCGGGCACGGCGCCCAGCGACGCCAGCAGGAGGGAGGACGAUUUCAGGGGUCCCCUGCCAGGACAACGCGGCCACCUGGUUGGCUGCAAGGUGGUGGUGACUCUCUUUCUCUAUUUCCUGGCCACCAACCACUACUGGAUCCUGGUGGAAGGUCUCUACCUGCACAGCCUGAUCUUCAUGGCCUUUCUGUCCAACAAGAACUACCUGUGGGUCCUCAUCAUCAUCGGCUGGGGUCUCCCUGCUGUGUUCGUGUCCGUCUGGGCCAGCGUCAGGGCCUCGCUGGCAGACACACAGUGCUGGGACCUCAGUGCAGGGAACAUGAAGUGGAUUUAUCAGGUCCCCAUCCUGACUGCUGUCAUGGUGAACUUCUUCCUCUUCCUCAGCAUCGUCCGGGUGCUGGCCUCCAAGCUCUGGGAGACCACCACGGGCAAGCUGGACCCCCGGCAGCAGUACAGGAAGCUGCUCAAGUCCACGCUGGUGCUGAUGCCACUUUUCGGAGUGCACUACGUGGUGUUCAUGGCCAUGCCCUACACCGAGGUCUCGGGGCUCCUGUGGCAGAUCCAGAUGCACUAUGAGAUGUUCUUCAACUCCUCCCAGGGUUUCUUUGUGGCUUUUAUCUACUGCUUUUGCAACGGGGAGGUGCAGGCCGAGAUCAAGAAGGCUCAUUUCAGGAGGCUCCUGGCGCUGGACUUGGGGCAGCAGGCGCGCCCUGGGAGCUGCUGCUGUGCCGGCCGGGGCUCCCGGGCCCCCCAGAGCUGCAGCAGGAGCCCGGCGGGGCGGGGAGCAGGGGGCACCCGGGGGCUGCUGCUCCCGGCCCAGCCCCGCCUGCCCGGACACGGCCCCGGCGCCUCGGACCAGCUCCUGCCCUGCCCCGGCCAGGAACUGAGCCACAAACCCCGGGGGGAAACCACAGUGGAUUUGACAGACCUGACUCAGUGCCACCCCGAGCCCAACAAGGAGCUGGAGACGAUGCUGUGAGGCACGGGCUGGAUCUCUCACCUGGGCGUGCUGGAAACACUGAUGUGAUCUCGGUGCUUGCAAAGCCUUGAGAAAACACCAGGAAACACCUCCGUGCUCACUCCUAUCCCCACGAGAGGGAGGUGACUUCUCCAAGGCGGUGAAACCCAGCCCAGAGCCCGACCCAGCACCAGCUCCAGCCUGAGGAGCUCCCCUGCCCUCCCUCAUCUCUGCAGCUCGUGAAUGGAGACACCAACCCACAAUCACAGACUGGAGCGGGAGGCACUGGGACAGGGUGGGAUGGAGGAGGCAGGACCAACUUUAUGGCCUGGAAGGGUGCAGGGAGUACCUGGAUUCCCAACACCUCAUCCAUUAACAAACAGGCUCCUGCAUGCAACAGUCAUGGCCCUGCCAUCCCCGUGCAGGCUGAGAAGUGAAUAAAGAGUCUGUCUGCCUUG
Messenger RNA from Catharus ustulatus (Swainson's thrush), 7624 nucleotides. Its product is annotated as parathyroid hormone/parathyroid hormone-related peptide receptor-like. The record is from RefSeq and is a predicted model, not a curated record. Bases 5598 to 7187 code for a protein of 529 amino acids. Gene Ontology annotation, cellular component: plasma membrane. The transcript has 15 exons. Gene Ontology annotation, biological process: adenylate cyclase-modulating G protein-coupled receptor signaling pathway; cell surface receptor signaling pathway. NCBI's taxonomy places the organism in Eukaryota, Metazoa, Chordata, Aves, Passeriformes, Turdidae. Gene Ontology annotation, molecular function: G protein-coupled peptide receptor activity; peptide hormone binding; parathyroid hormone receptor activity.